UUCAUCCAGGAAAAGAGUGACAGCAGCACGGGGGAGAGAGGAGGAAGAGGAAGGGAGGACUGUGUAGAGGUGUGUGGAAUGAAGAGGAAGGAUGGACUGUGUAGAGCUCUUCGUCAUCGACAACGGAGCGGACGACUGGCGCAUCGCCAUGACGUUGAAUCGGGUGUUGCUGAUAUCGUUGGAGCUACUGGUGUCGGCGGUGCAUCCGGUGCCCGGGGACUUUAAGUUCCAGUGGCGGGCACGUCUGGCGUUCUCUUACGCCCCGUCCCAGGCUGAGGCUGACCUGGACAUGGUGCUGAGUGUUCCCAUGUUCCUCCGCCUCUACCUCAUCGCCCGCGUCAUGCUGCUGCACAGCAAACUGUUCACUGAUGCCUCCUCACGGAGCAUAGGGGCCCUCAAUAAGGUGUGUGUGUUUACUGAUGCCUCCUCACGGAGCAUAGGGGCCCUCAAUAAGGUGUGUGUGUUUACUGAUGCCUCCUCACGGAGCAUAGGGGCCCUCAAUAAGGUGUGUGUGUUCACUGAUGCCUCCUCACGGAGCAUAGGGGCCCUCAAUAAGGUGUGUGUGUUUACUGAUGCCUCCUCACGGAGCAUAGGGGCCCUCAAUAAGGUGUGUGUGUUUACUGAUGCCUCCUCACGGAGCAUAGGGGCCCUCAAUAAGGUGUGUGUGUUUACUGAUGCCUCCUCACGGAGCAUAGGGGCCCUCAAUAAGGUGUGUGUGUUUACUGAUGCCUCCUCACGGAGCAUAGGGGCCCUCAAUAAGGUGUGUGUGUUUACUGAUGCCUCCUCACGGAGCAUAGGGGCCCUCAAUAAGGUGUGUGUGUUCACUAAUGCCUCCUCACGGAGCAUAGGGGCCCUCAAUAAGGUGUGUGUGUUCACUGAUGCCUCCUCACGGAGCAUAGGGGCCCUCAAUAAGGUGUGUGUGUUUACUGAUGCCUCCUCACGGAGCAUAGGGGCCCUCAAUAAGGUGUGUGUGUUUACUGAUGCCUCCUCACGGAGCAUAGGGGCCCUCAAUAAGGUGUGUGUGUUUACUGAUGCCUCCUCACGGAGCAUAGGGGCCCUCAAUAAGGUGUGUGUGUUUACUGAUGCCUCCUCACGGAGCAUAGGGGCCCUCAAUAAGGUGUGUGUGUUUACUGAUGCCUCCUCACGGAGCAUAGGGGCCCUCAAUAAGGUGUGUGUGUGCCGGGGGCUUUGUUGUUCACUCUUUCUCUUCACUCAUUCUGUCUCACUCCUUCCAUCUUGCCUUUCUCUCAUCCUGUGUCUCUCUCAAUCUAUUUCUCUCCUCCUGUGUCUCCCUCCAUCUCUUUCUCUCCUCCUGUGUCUCCCUCCAUCUCUUUCUCUCCUCCUGUGUCUCCCUCCAUCUCUUUCUCUCCUCCUGUGUCUCCCUCCAUCUCUUUCUCUCCUCCUGUGUCUCCCUCCAUCUCUUUCUCUCCUCCUGUGUCUCCCUCCAUCUCUUUCUCUCCUCCUGUGUCUCCCUCCAUCUCUUUCUCUCCUCCUGUGUCUCCCUCCAUCUCUUUCUCUCCUCCUGUGUCUGUCCAAUGAAGUAUAAAUGAUUGAUUGAGGUCUGCCUUGCUGUCUCAGCUUCUCACCUUCCCACUAAUUCAGACGGAAUCCUCCCCUGUCAGGUAACUGAGGACAGUAAUGACAGAGGCUAAAUCCUUCUCUGUCAGGAAACUGAGGACAGUAAUGACAGAGGCUAAAUCCUCCUCUGUCAGGUAACUGAGGACAGUAAUGACAGAGGCUAAAUCCUCCUCUGUCAGGUAACUGAGGACAGUAACGACAUAGACUAAAUCCUUCUCUGUCAGGUAAAUGAGGACAGUAAUGACAGAGUGAGAGAGAGAGAGGGAGGGAUAGAGAGGGAGGGAGGGAGAGAGAGACAG
Messenger RNA from Oncorhynchus keta (chum salmon), 1877 nucleotides. RefSeq lists its product as uncharacterized. Gene Ontology annotation, biological process: potassium ion transmembrane transport. The record is from RefSeq and is a predicted model, not a curated record. The transcript has 7 exons. Bases 92 to 1546 code for a protein of 484 amino acids. Gene Ontology annotation, cellular component: neuronal cell body; plasma membrane; neuron projection. NCBI's taxonomy places the organism in Eukaryota, Metazoa, Chordata, Actinopteri, Salmoniformes, Salmonidae. Gene Ontology annotation, molecular function: calmodulin binding; small conductance calcium-activated potassium channel activity.